This is a messenger RNA of Ctenocephalides felis (cat flea), 1339 nucleotides long. RefSeq names its product nose resistant to fluoxetine protein 6-like. Gene Ontology annotation, molecular function: acyltransferase activity, transferring groups other than amino-acyl groups. Lineage: Eukaryota; Metazoa; Arthropoda; Insecta; Siphonaptera; Pulicidae. The record is from RefSeq and is a predicted model, not a curated record.
UAUCUACUCAUUCGUUCCAGAGUCUCACACGCAUUCGCAGUAAGCAAACUGGAAUCGCAAUUACUCCACCGGUAUCGCUUUAUCCGUCGCGUCGUCUCGAAGCUUUUUGAAGGACGCGUCUCGUAGCCGCAAUCAAAAGGCGCGAUAUAUAACCGAUAUCGCAUUCGUUAACCCGCUUAGUCCAAAAGCGCACGGCGGAACGCGCGCCAUGUCCCUGCCGAAGACUUCGUCAACACUUCUACUAACAUUCUUCUUAGUCACCGCCAAAGCGACUUUCACUUUCCACAAUGUUUGCACCACCGAUGCCGUUCAGAAUUCGACCAGGAAUGACGUGCGCGCGAAUGGAUUUGAAGCGCGGCAAAAUGUUAGUGUUGCAAAUGUUGCUGUUGAACAAGUGCCGAUUUUCGAUGUGCUCGACCUGUGGGCGAGUUAUCCGAAAGUGAUAGUGCCGACCGAAAGUGAAAAUGUUAAGUGCAAGAGCCAGAGCGAGCGCUUCUUGCGCGCGCUGAGGCGACGGGAAAUGUGGGCAUUGAAAAUGUUCGACUCGAGCGCUAAGUUGCCCGCGGGCCUGCUCAACGGUAAUGUCAACCAGUAUGGGGACUUCGAUCAAUGUCUCUCGAUUUCGUCACAAGAAAAUUCGGAUAUGGAGAUAGUACAAGGCAAAUAUUGCUUAUCAGAAUUGGACAUAAGAUUGGCCACAGAUCAUCCCCUGUUCGAGAUCGACCAGCUUUUACAUUCGCUGUAUUUCUUCGAUAGUGAGUUUAAAGAUAAACAAGUGAGAAACGGAUGGUACGUGGCUCUAUCGAUUGCUGCAAUAACUUUGUUCCUUCCAUUCCCUGUAGGACGACAGGGUUAUCAGUACAACCCUUUGCCUCAGGCUUGGUUUGCGGCUCUGGCGCCCCUGACAUGGGGACUUUUCCUGUGGUGGAUCAUACUGGCGGUCAGGGAAGGAUAUGCCGGAUUAUUAUCUAAUUUUCUGCGUUGGAAAGGCUUCAGAGUUUUUUCCAAUAUUGCUUAUGCAUUAUAUUUAACGCAGUUCCCAAUUUUCUUCUAUAACAUAGGAAUAGCAAGACAACCUAUGCAUUAUAACUUUUUACAAGUCUUUCCGUUGGGUGAAAUGACCUUUAUAUUCAUGGCAUCAAUAGCAAUGGCAUUGCUUAUAGAAUUUCCAUUCUUGGAAAUAAGGAAAAUCAUAGUCCAAAGAAGUAAAGAAUCAAGAAAUGGCCAUAUAAAAACGAGUUGAUUUCCUCAAACAAUUUUGAUUUUCUUAAAUUAAGGAAAUCUAAAGAUAUGUGAUGAAACAUAAAGUCCAAAUAUAUCUCUAAUGCAUAAUUUACAG